UCUUGAGGAGGUGGCUGUUUUGUAGCUGGAGAGCUGCGUGGGUGAGAAACAGAAACAACCCCCAAGCCUUGUGACCUGGGAGGCAGGAGGCGGGUCUGUCCCCCUGGGACUGGGGCAGCUGCUCAGAGGUGCUCAGCAUUGCGUCUUGCUCAUGGCGGAGUGGCUCCUCACAGGGCGAAGCUCAUCCUUCUCCAGCACGAGACAGCCAGGCCAGCACAGAGGCACCAGAGCAGCAAGGCAGGCAGGUUCCCGGACCAUGUGGACCAGAUGCUGGCUCUGGCCCCUUGUGGCCAUGUGCACUGCAGACUUCUUUCGGGACGAGGCAGAGAGGAUCAUGAGGGACACCCCUGUCAUUGAUGGACACAACGACCUCCCCUGGCAGCUCCUGGACAUGUUCAACAACCGUCUGCAGGACGAGAGGGCCAACCUGAGCACCCUGACCGGCACCCACACCAACAUCCCCAAGCUGAGGGCCGGCUUCGUAGGGGGCCAGUUCUGGUCCGUGUAUACACCUUGCGACACCCAGAACAAAGACGCUGUGAGGAGGACGCUGGAGCAGAUUGAUGUGGUCCAACGCAUGUGCCAGAUGUACCCCGAUACCUUCGUGUGUGUCACCAGCAGUGAAGGCAUCCGGAAUGCCUUCCGGGAGGGGAAGGUGGCCAGCCUGAUUGGUGUGGAGGGCGGCCACUCCAUUGACAGCAGUCUGGGCGUUCUGCGGGCACUCUAUCAGCUGGGCAUGCGGUACCUGACCCUCACCCACAGCUGCAACACGCCCUGGGCUGACAACUGGCUGGUGGACACGGGAGACAGCGAUGCCCACAGCCAAGGCCUGUCACCCUUUGGGCAGCGUGUGGUGAAGGAGCUGAACCGCCUGGGGGUCAUGAUCGACUUGGCUCAUGUGUCUGUGGCCACAAUGAAGGACGCACUGCGGCUGUCCAGAGCCCCGGUCAUCUUCAGCCACUCCUCGGCCUACAGCCUGUGUACCAGCCGGCGCAAUGUGCCCGACGACGUCCUGCAGCUGGUGAAAGAGACAGCGAGCCUGGUGAUGGUGAAUUUCUACAACAACUAUGUCUCCUGCACAAACGAGGCCACCCUGUUCCAAGUGGCCGACCAUCUGGACCACAUUAAGAAGGUGGCGGGAGCUGGAGCCGUGGGUUUCGGUGGGGACUUCGAUGGUGUCCCAAGACUCCCGGAGGGGCUGGAAGACGUCUCCAAGUACCCAGCCCUCAUCGCCGAGCUGCUCAGGAGGAACUGGACGGAGGCGGAAGUCAGGGGCGUGCUGGCUGGCAACCUGCUGAGGGUCUUCGAGGCCGUGGAGAAGGUCAGAGACCUCACACAGGCUCCCGAGGAGGAGCCCAUCCCGCUGGACGAGCUGGAAGGCUCCUGCAGGACGCAGUAUGGCUACUCGGGGGCUCCCAGCCUCUCCCACCGGCAGGGGUUCCUGCUGGCCUCCCUUGCUCCCCUGCUCCUCUGUCUGUGGUUCCUGUGACACUCAGGAGACCAGAGCCCCGUUUAUGACUCCGGGAGCUCAGGGAACACCUGCCCACCUGAGGAUGCCAGAUGCCAGGAACCCUGCUGCCCACAUGGCAAGGACCAGUGUCUUCUGAGCAGGCACCUGGGCUCACGGGAGGCGGGGCAAGAUGCCUGGACAGCUCAGGACACGGGUACACAGUAGGCCCUUAAUAAAAGCAACGUCCCAUCA
Messenger RNA from Callithrix jacchus (white-tufted-ear marmoset), 1702 nucleotides. The record is from RefSeq and is a predicted model, not a curated record. NCBI's taxonomy places the organism in Eukaryota, Metazoa, Chordata, Mammalia, Primates, Cebidae.